UUGAUUGGGCGGCGCGGAGCCGGGCUGAGACUCGCGCUGUCAGCGUUGCAUCACCUUCAGGCGCGGUUCUGGAGCGUGGUCGCCGGCUGCAACCUAGGCUCGCGGCGGGGUUCCCCAGCAACAGAAUGGUUCAACAAGUUCCAGAAAACAUCAGUUUUCCUACUGAAGAAGAGAAAAUCUUGCAGUUCUGGUGCAAAUAUAACUGCUUCCAGGAAUGCUUAAAGCAGUCAAAAAACAGGCCAAAAUUUACCUUCUAUGAUGGGCCUCCCUUUGCAACCGGACUGCCUCACUAUGGACAUAUACUUGCAGGGACAAUUAAAGACAUAGUUACGAGAUAUGCUCACCAGAGUGGGUUUCACGUUGACAGACGAUUUGGAUGGGAUUGUCAUGGCUUACCUGUGGAAUAUGAAAUUGAUAAGACACUGGGGAUCAAAGGGCCAGAGGAUGUGGCCAAAAUGGGGAUUGCUGAGUAUAACAAACAGUGCCGAGCAAUUGUGAUGAGAUACUCUACUGAGUGGAAGUCUACCAUUACGAGACUCGGCCGCUGGAUUGACUUUGACAAUGACUACAAAACACUGUACCCACAAUUCAUGGAAUCAGUCUGGUGGGUCUUCAAGCAGCUGUAUGAUAAAGGCCUUGUGUACAGAGGCGUGAAAGUCAUGCCCUUCUCCACCGCUUGCGGCACUCCACUUUCUAACUUUGAAUCAAACCAGAAUUACAAGGAUGUUCAGGAUCCUUCAGUAUUUGUAACGUUCCCUUUGGAGGAAGAUGAAAACACAUCCUUAGUUGCUUGGACAACCACUCCUUGGACUCUACCUAGUAACCUUGCCCUGUGUGUCAAUCCAGAAAUGCAGUAUGUGAAGAUCAAGGAUGUUGCCAGGGGGAAGUUGUUCAUUUUAAUGGAACCCAGAUUAUCGGCCCUCUAUAAGCUAGAGAGUGACUAUGAGAUCCUCGAGAGGUUUCCUGGAGCCUCUCUUAAAGGAAAGAAAUACAAGCCGUUGUUUGACUACUUUAUUAAGGCAAGUUCGGAGCUCUGUGCAACCUUUCCUUUGCAGUAUAAAGAGAACGGGGCCUUCACUGUGCUUGUUGACCACUACGUGAAGGAUGAAGAAGGCACGGGAGUCGUGCACCAGGCCCCUUACUUUGGUGCUGAUGACCAUCGGGUCUGCAUGGACUUCAACAUUAUUCAGAAGGACUCCACCCCUGUUUGCCCUGUGGAUGCUUCAGGCUGCUUCACAGAAGAAGUGACACAUUUUGUGGGACAGUAUGUGAAGGAUGCUGACAAAAAUAUCAUUAGGAUGUUGAAGGAACAGGGCCGACUCCUUGUAGCCAGCACCUUCACUCACAGCUACCCUUUCUGCUGGAGGUCAGACACUCCCCUCAUUUACAAGUCAGUGCCCAGCUGGUUUGUGCGAGUGGAGCACAUGGUGGAGCAGCUGCUGAAGAACAAUGACAUGUGUUACUGGGUCCCAGAGUUUGUACGAGAAAAGCGGUUUGGAAAUUGGCUGAAGGAGGCACGUGACUGGGCAAUUUCCAGAAACAGAUACUGGGGUACCCCCAUCCCACUGUGGGUCAGUGAAGACUUCGAGGAGGUAGUUUGCAUUGGAUCAGUGGCAGAGCUUGAAGAAUUGUCGGGAACAAAAAUCUCAGAUCUCCACAGAGAGAGCAUUGACCACCUGACAAUCCCAUCCUGCUGCGGGAAAGGACCGUUGCGGCGCAUCUCUGAAGUGUUCGACUGUUGGUUCGAGAGUGGAAGUAUGCCCUAUGCCCAGGUUCAUUACCCAUUUGAGAGCAAGCGAGAAUUUGAGGACGCUUUUCCUGCAGACUUCAUUGCUGAAGGCAUUGAUCAAACCAGAGGAUGGUUUUACACCCUGCUAGUGCUGUCCACAGCCCUCUUUGGACAACCACCUUUCAAGAACGUGAUUGUGAAUGGACUCAUCUUGGCAAGUGAUGGCCAAAAAAUGAGCAAACGGAAAAAGAACUACCCAGAUCCAGUUUCCAUCAUCAACAAGUAUGGCGCCGAUGCCCUCAGGUUGUACCUGAUCAAUUCCCCUGUAGUGAGAGCAGAAAACCUCCGCUUUAAGGAGGAAGGAGUGCGGGAUGUCCUCAAAGAUGUGCUGCUCCCGUGGUACAAUGCCUACCGAUUCUUCAUCCAGAACGUCUUCAGGCUUCACAAGGAAGAUGGAGUGGAGUUCCUGUACAAUGAGCACACGGUCAGAGAGAGCCCUAACAUCACCGACCGGUGGAUUCUGUCCUUCAUGCAGUCCCUCAUUGGGUUCUUUGAGACGGAAAUGACAGCUUACAGACUAUAUACUGUGGUGCCUCGCCUGGUUAAGUUUGUAGAUAUUCUGACCAAUUGGUAUGUCCGAAUGAACAGGAGAAGAUUAAAGGGUGAGAGUGGGACGGAAGACUGUGUUAUGGCUCUGGAGACAUUGUUCAGUGUCCUGCUUUCUCUGUGCAGACUGAUGGCUCCUUACACACCAUUUCUUACUGAAUUGAUGUACCAGAAUCUAAAGACACUCAUCGAUCCUGUGUCUGUCCAGGACAAGGACACGCUCAGCAUCCACUACCUCAUGCUGCCACAUGUUCGAGAAGAAUUGAUUGACAAGAAAACGGAGAACGCAGUGUCUAGAAUGCAGUCCGUGAUUGAACUGGGCCGAGUGAUACGAGACCGGAAAACUAUUCCAAUAAAGUAUCCUUUGAAGGAAAUUGUGGUUAUCCACCAAGACCCAGAAGCUCUCGAGGAUAUCAAGUCCUUGGAGAAAUAUAUCAUUGAGGAAUUAAAUGUUCGAAAAGUUACACUGUCUACUGAUAAAAACAAGUAUGGUAUUCGACUAAGAGCUGAACCGGAUCACAUGGUCCUUGGCAAGCGUCUGAAGGGAGCCUUUAAAGCUGUGAUGAUGGCCAUAAAACAGCUGAGCAGCGAGGAGCUGGAGCAAUUCCAGAAAAGCGGGAGUAUUGUUGUGGAAGGCCAUGAAUUGCACGAAGAAGAUAUUCGCCUCAUGUACACCUUUGACCAGGCCACAGGAGGGACUACACAGUUUGAAGCGCACUCUGAUGCUCAGGCUUUAGUUCUCUUAGACGUCACACCUGACCAGUCAAUGGUGGAUGAAGGCAUGGCUCGGGAAGUCAUCAAUCGCAUCCAGAAACUUCGAAAGAAGUGCAAUCUGGUUCCAACGGAUGAAAUAACAGUUUACUAUAAAGCAAAGUCUGAAGGGAGAUACUUGAAUAAUGUCAUUGAAAGCCACACCGACUUCAUAUUUGCCACUAUCAAAGCUCCCUUAAAAGCAUACCCAGUUCCUACAUCAGAUAACAUCCUCAUUCAGGAACAAACACAGUUAAAGGGGUCGGAACUGGAACUCACACUCACCAAGGGAUCCUGUGUGCCUGGUCCUGCUUGUGCUUAUGUGAACCUUAACAUCUGUGUGAAUGGCACUGAGCAAGGUGGAGUGUUGCUUUUGGAAAAUCCAAAAGGUGAUAACAAGUUGAAUCUUGUAAAGCUAAAGAGUGUUGUUACCAGCAUAUUUGGUGUUAAGAAUGCAGAGCUGUCAGUCUUCCACGGUGAAACAGAAAUACAGAACCAAGCUGACUUGCUGAGUCUGAGUGGGCGGACACUGUGUGUGACUGCAGGAGCAGCGCCCUGUGCAGGCAACAGCCCCAGCACUCUUGUGUGUCAGUUCAUCAACCUGAAGCUCCUAAAUGCAGAGCCGCAAGAGUGUCUAACAGGAACUGUGGGUACUCUCUUGCUUGAAAACCCACUUGGACAGAAUGGACUCAGCCACCAAGGGCUUGCAUAUGAGGCAGCCAAGGUGUUUGGACUUCGGAGCAGGAGGCUAAAGCUGUUCCUGGAUGAGACUCAAACACAGGAAAUUACAGAAGAUAUCCCAAUGAAGACUUUGAAUAUGAAGACUGUGUAUGUUUCUGUUCUGCCAACAACUGCAGAUGGCUAAUAGUUAUCUAUGUCAGCCUGCCCUGACUUUCUACUCCUUACACACACACACACACACACACACACACACACACACACACACACACACACACACGGGCUCAGUGAAGGUAUUUCCUUUGAGCACAUGUCUAAUAUGCUGCUUUGAACCCACAGUUCAGAUGGGAUUAACUGACUUGAGACCUCACAUGUUCACAUUAACCUUAAACACCUAUGCAGUUGUGUUGGGGGAGGGUCCUGAAGUUACCUCAGCACCACAAAGCUUAUUUCUGUACUUGAGUUCUUUCUUUAAUACAGAAAGUAGGAGUGAUUUAAAUGGCAUAGUACAUAUAUGAGUAUGUUUAUCAUUUUAUGGCCUUGUAAAACUGAUUCGAGACCUUGUAAAGAAAUGGACAUGUUAUAUAUUUCUGCUACCUGGAUUUUCCUGGGUAAUUUGAUGAGACAUUUUAUGUUUGAUUAAAUCAAAACAGUAAACACUCUUCUCAGA
Molecule: messenger RNA, 4433 nt
Organism: Phodopus roborovskii (desert hamster)
Lineage: Eukaryota; Metazoa; Chordata; Mammalia; Rodentia; Cricetidae
Gene: Iars1
Product: isoleucyl-tRNA synthetase 1
Exons: 34
Coding region: 126-3950 (1274 amino acids)
Biological process (GO): isoleucyl-tRNA aminoacylation
Molecular function (GO): tRNA binding; aminoacyl-tRNA deacylase activity; ATP binding
Source: RefSeq, a predicted model, not a curated record